Dissoconium aciculare CBS 342.82 is the source of this 2230-nucleotide messenger RNA. RefSeq names its product DUF1766-domain-containing protein. The record is from RefSeq and is a predicted model, not a curated record. Bases 377 to 1819 code for a protein of 480 amino acids. The transcript has a single exon. Lineage: Eukaryota; Fungi; Ascomycota; Dothideomycetes; Mycosphaerellales; Dissoconiaceae.
GGCGCGAGUCAUGCACCGCCAUGUUUUCCUGGCGCACACUGUUUGCUCAGCCCUACCAGACCUUUUGGCACUACAACAACACAGGAUAUUCCAGACACAAUCCUUGGAUGGGAAGGGUUGAGACUUGAGCGCCGACUGAAAUACUUGCGACAAUGCUUGCGUGGAGCUAAGGAUGACGAGUGUAUUGAAGACAACAGAUUAUCGCGUCUGCAUCUCUGGUGCACUCAGGCGCUGCGCCCACCAAGGAACACGUCACAGGCUGUACGCCCGCAGCCCACCGCGCUCUUUUCCUUCAUUGCUCUUGCAGUAGAUCCUCCUGUGCAUUCUUCUCCCUUCACUAAUCAUCGAUAUGCACGUCUUGCUUUCAAAGUAGAGAAUGCCCAUCCAAUUUGCUAGCGCUCCAGAGGCACUGCUCGGCCGCAACGACAGCAAAAACGCUGCAACGACUUGUAAGGGCAUUACGAGUUCAGGCAGACCGUGCAGAAGAGCAUUGGCAGUAGCUAGGGCCACGACUUUCCAAAAUCAUGCCGGCAACGGAGUCUGGCUUUACUGUUGGCAGCACAAGGAUCAAGCAGGAGCUGAAGUGGGAGAGGAGUAUGAGGAGGACGUUGCGAAAGGCUCCAGAGGGAGGCGCUCGACAGAGUUGGAGCCGUUGCAGGAACGGACGAGUCUCGACACUUUGGUGCAGCGACUAGGAAUACACGAUACACCGCAGGAAGAGAGUCAGCAACGAAGAGCGAGGAAAGAUGCAGGUCGGCUGAGACCAGCGCGGGAAGACCGCCACUCGCGACAAGUAUAUACUCAAGAUGAAGCCAUAGUUUACAACGCACCUCAGGUUGGACAAACGAGACCAAAGCCACGGCCUCGCCCAAAACAGCAACCCAGCUUUUGGCAAUCUUUGUGCUGUAUUGUAGAUAAUGAUGACUAUCUAGAGGUUGUUCGACAUCGAAAGAGAACGGAGCAAAACAUGCCAUUGCAGAGCGUUGUCGAUGUACAGCCUACACCAAGGCCAGCCAUGAUUCAAUCACCUUCUUCUCUUCCUUCCCGAACCAAUCCUACUCCGGGCGGUGAUGGCCGGAGAUCGUCCAGACCGAACACCUCUCGAAGAUAUUCAUCGCGCACAGAGCAGCUAUUUUCCAUUAUACCCGCAAACCUUCCCCCGCAGACAGCGUCAUCACUCCUCGCCGAGCUCGUCAAACCGAUCAGUCCAAACGACGAGGAGGGCUACAUCUACAUCUUCUGGCUGACGCCGCAAUCUAAACAAGUUCCCACAACAUCCACAGCACGAUCCCUCCUAGCACCACCUGUCUCGUUAGAGCGACCUCGCUCACACCACCGCCGCAUCAGCGAUGUCAUGACAGAAUAUUCCUUCAGCGGCUCGGCGGAAGAGACCGCCGGCGAAGACGUCGUGAUGCUGAAAAUCGGCCGCGCCAACAACGUCACCCGCCGGAUGCACGAAUGGCAGCGACAAUGCGGCUACGAACUCAACCUCGUACGCUGGUAUCCGUACAUUCCUACCUCCUCGCCUUCACCACAGCCUUCACCCGAGCGACACGGGCAAUCACAGCCACAGCAUAAUCGACGGCAGAGCGGUCUAGUGAGGAAGGUCCCGUUUGUCAAACGUGUGGAGCGACUGGUACAUCUCGAACUCGCGCAGAAACAGGCCAAAAGUCAGUGUGAGGCGUGUGGACGGGAACAUCGAGAGUGGUUCGAGGUGAAGGCGAGUCAGAAGGCCGUGAAGGAUGUUGAUGAUUGCGUCAGGAGAUGGGUGGAAUGGGCGGAACGGAAGAGGGAUGCAGAGCUCGGGGGCACAAAGUAGGAUUGUUUGGAACUUGCGAGUCUGGAUGUUGGUAUAACGAGAGCUGGGCGCAACACCUUUUUACGAGAUUGUGAUGUAUGGAUGUGAUGGGGCGAAGUUUUCGGAUGACAUGAUGAACGACAUACCUAGACGCAUCCUUAGGAGAGAGUGUCACAUCACAGCGGCACAUAUGAGCAUACGCCGAAUGAAAGCAAUCGGUGCUCAUACCUCAACCUUGAGAGUAUGAUUGAUAGGGUAGCUCUGAUCGAUGCGUUGUAUGUACCAAUUCCGCAUAGCUGCGGCACUGCCUCUCGUUUUCCACGACGGCUUGCACUCUGGCAGUCUAUGCUGGAUCACUCGAGGAGUGACAAUCUCGCGUGUCUCUGCUUGCACCAAUGAAACGUCAGCCAUGCAGUCCGCGCCAUGUUCUGG